AACCCACAACUUGUCAAUGGUUUUCUUUAAGGAGCCGCAGAGUUAAAGCAAUCCACCAUUUUGUCACACAGUCGUACUAAUGACGUCGUCGACCAUAUUUAAAGAACAUUAACGAAGAAGCUCACGUUAAUGCGUACCAGCUGCACCGAGACAACAGUAACACACGUACAAACCAAUUAAAUAAAUACAUAUUUGUCAGGUUAUUGUAAUGCUCAAACUGCAAUAGAAUUAUUUUUGUUUUAUUUUUUAGAAUUAAACUGACACCAGGCAUUGCAGAACUGGUCUUGCCUUUUUCUUUUUUGUUUCUUAGUGGCUUCCCCCACUGCAAGUGUGUGUGAGUUUGUUAUGACUAUGAUUAACAGUUGACUUCCUUCCUUUACCUCCAUUUAGACAAGCGCGACCACAGGAUAUAGAAAACCUGGUGUCAUGUGACUGAUAACCAAAACAAGAAAGUGAGUACUGUACGUCCCCCGAAAAGACAAGACUGGACAUGGAAAUGAAACAGUGUUCAGGAAGUACCAGAGACCUGUGACCCAGUGACAGUCAGAGAUGCAUCUCUACUACGCUGUCACUGUCAUCAGCUGGUUCUGCUUUCUCACCGGUUCCUCUGCCGAAGAAUGCUGCCCGGCUGUUUUGGCAACACGUGCAACAUUCUUUGUAGCAGAAGGCAGAAGUUUGUCCUUAUCCUGUGUGGUCCAGCACUGUGGACAACCCUGGACGGGAACGUGGGUUUGGAAAAACACAACAAGUCAAACAUUCACCGCCGUGAACUUUGACAGGCAUCGUUUGACCAGAGGGUCGGUGUCAGGAAACCAAACCAACCUGGAUUUAAAUCUGCUGCGUGUCCUCCGGUCGGAUGAAGGCUCCUACAAGUGUUCAGUGACAUGGGAGGACGAUGACACUGAUCAAGGGAAUUUAAUGUACGUCAACGUCACAGGAGCCGUUCCUUCUCAGAGAGUCCCUCAUCACAGACUUCUGGUCUGUUUCGCUGCUUUUCUCUGUCUUCCUGUCAUCCUUGGACUCGCCCGUGGCCUCAGUUCAAGGACCAAACCUGAGCCACGUGUUGGGACUCGGUCCACACACACACCUAGACACAGAAGCUGUUCACAUUCUCCUCUUCCUCCUCCUCCUCUUCCUCCACAACGAAACCUAGCGAGGCAGAAUCACUCCCGUGCAGUUGCAGCUCUCGACGUGUCGGAGAAAAAACACGAGGUGGUGUAUACAAGUGUUCGUUUGGACAAACGGAGUCAGAACAGGGUCCCGGAAGAAUCGACGCAGGCGACGGUUUACGCCUCGGUCAGAUUUUCCUAAAGGCAUUCCAAGGCACGGUGGAGAUGAAACGUUUGUGGAGAAAUCUUUCAGACACUUUCAGGAGGACCUCACCAAUUUCUUGUGCACACCAGAAAGAUACGACAUGGACGAAAGAGGUCCGGAGCUUCUCACUGCCUGAGAGUACCUCAGGGAAUCGAACCCAGGACUCUGUGCCCUCUGCUUCAGAAGCGACUCUAACUUCAACUCUCUUUGGUGUGUUACCUUGAAAAGGAGAGGCUGAUAGAUAGAUAGAAUGACUGAUUGAUUGACUGGACAUAAAAUGCAAAAAUGCAAAGAUGUUACAUAUGUUUAGGUCAAUACAUGUGAAAAAAAGAGUUCUCGAUACUGUGAUGAUAAAUGAUGAUAAAUAUUAGGCGUGGCUCAAGAUCUGGGCGCAACCAAAAACAAAACCAGAACAGAAUCUGAAAAAUUAAGGAAAACACGGAACUGACACAAAAUACAACAUUUUUAUUUUAGAAUAAAUUCUCAGGUACACGUUACAUAACCAAAUAUACAUAUACAUGUUUAGACAUCUCUUAAAUUAACACAUUUACUCAAUCGUCUUAUUUUGUUAAAUUGCGUACUCUGCUCUUACAAUUUUACAUAUUUUGACAUUAACUCAAAAAAAGUGAUUCCUUCAAAAAAAUAAAUUAAAGCCUAUGUACAAAAAAAAAACAUCUGCUAGAGUCAACCUGACUUCGCUUCUUGCUUCAUUUCCUCUUCACAAUUUUCAUUUCCUCUUAUCUUUACUAAUAGUAAAAUUAUUGGUUUAAAAUUAAGACAGCUUGUCAAACUUCAUAUAAGGGUUUUUUGUUUUUUUAGGGGCUUGAGCCUCAAAAUGUGUUUGUUUUGAUGGGACAGGAAUUCAACAGGUUUUUAAGCCUGUGUAACAAAAUGGAGAUCCAUAUGUUUGGUAACAGGAAACACACAGAUGACGUCUUUUAAAGCUUCUAUUUGACUCAUUAACUUCCAUUUACAUCCCUUACUACGGUCUGUAAUGUUGUGCUUAUAAGCAAGGGGCUUUUUAAAAAAAAUAAUUCUGAGCUACAAUAUAAUAACAAAACAAAAAAAAAUAAGUACAAA
Messenger RNA from Cynoglossus semilaevis (tongue sole), 2394 nucleotides. RefSeq lists its product as uncharacterized. The record is from RefSeq and is a predicted model, not a curated record. The coding region runs from base 550 to 1311 and encodes 253 amino acids. NCBI's taxonomy places the organism in Eukaryota, Metazoa, Chordata, Actinopteri, Pleuronectiformes, Cynoglossidae. The transcript has 5 exons.